Punica granatum (pomegranate) is the source of this 2784-nucleotide messenger RNA. The record is from RefSeq and is a predicted model, not a curated record. NCBI's taxonomy places the organism in Eukaryota, Viridiplantae, Streptophyta, Magnoliopsida, Myrtales, Lythraceae.
AAAUUUAUAGUCAAAGGCCCCCCAAGCCUCUCCUCAUCGGUCCCGCCACCAUCCCCUCCGCAAACCGGUCUCCGCUGUCCCCUCUCUCUCUCUGUCUCGGCUCUCCCAGCCACCACCACAACUCCAGCGUCGAAGCUCUGUUUAUUCUCUCGUCUCCCUCACAAGCUUCUGGACUAGAGUCCUCUCUCUUUCUCUCUAGAGAGAGUGAGAGCGAGGGGGAGAGAGAGAGAGAGAGAGAGAGAGAGAGAUCUCCAGCUCUAGCUCGUGCUGCUCCCCCUCUUUCACCAGAAAGUCAAAUGGCAGCUGACUCGCUCCUAGUCCGCUCGAUCGAAUCCGCCCUCGGAGUAUCCCUCGGCGGCUCCGUCACCGACUCCGCCCUCGUGAUCGCCGCCACCUCGAUCGCCGUCUUGAUUGGGCUCCUCGUUAUCGUCUGGCGGAGAUCGUCCGAUCGGAGCGUGGAGCCGGUUGUCGCCCUCAAGCCGCCGUCGUCUGCCAAGGAGGAGGAUGAGGACUUGGCGGAUACCGGGAAGACACGAGUCACCGUCCUGUUCGGCACUCAGACCGGCACAGCGGAAGGAUUCGCCAAGGCAUUAGCUGAGGAAAUCAAGGCAAGAUAUGACAAAGCAGCUGUCAGGGUUGUUGAUCUGGACGAUUAUGCUGUUGAGGAUGACCUAUAUGAAGAAAAGCUGAAGAAAGAGAGUCUGGCAUUUUUUAUGGUUGCAACUUAUGGAGAUGGAGAGCCAACUGACAAUGCCGCUAGAUUUUACAAAUGGUUUACUGAGGGUGAUGAAAGGGGCACCUGGCUGCAGCAUCUCACUUAUGGUGUCUUUGGUUUGGGAAACCGCCAAUACGAACACUUCAACAAGAUAGCAAAGGUACUUGAUGAAAAACUGAGUGAACAAGGAGCAAAGUGUCUCAUUCCGGUUGGUCUGGGUGAUGAUGAUCAAUCCAUUGAGGAUGAUUUUGCUGCCUGGAGGGAGUUAUUAUGGCCUGAAUUGGAUAAAUUACUACGAGAUGAGGAUGACAUAAAUAGUGUCGCAACCCCGUAUACUGCUGUUAUUCCUGAGUACCGAGUAGUGAUUCAUGACUCUCCUGUUAAUGUGCAUGAAGAAAAUUACUCAAGCAUGGCGAAUGGCAGUACUUCUUUUGAUAUUCAUCAUCCAUGCAGAGUUAAUGUUGCUGUGCAAAGAGAGCUGCACAAACCUGAGUCUGACCGCUCAUGCAUUCAUCUGGAGUUUGAUAUCACCGGGACAGGCAUCACUUAUGAGACUGGUGAUCAUGUGGGUGUUUAUGCUGAUAAUUGUGACGAAACCGUUGAAGAAGCUGGAAAAUUGUUGGGCCAGCCGCUGGAUAUGCUGUUUUCUAUUCACACUGACAAUGAGGAUGGCUCACCCCGUGGGAGCUCAUUGCCGCCUGCUUUUCCUGGUCCAUGUACUCUCCGAUUUGCAUUGGCACAUUAUGCAGAUCUCUUGAAUCCUCCAAGGAAGGCUGCUUUACUUGCUUUAGCUGCUCAUGCCACCGAACCUAGUGAAGCUGACAGACUCAAGCACUUAGCAUCCCCUCAGGGAAAGGAUGAGUACUCAAAGUGGGUAGCUGCGAGUCAGAGGAGUCUCCUUGAGGUAAUGGCGGAAUUCCCUUCAGCAAAACCGUCCCUUGGUGUGUUCUUUGCUGCAGUAGCUCCACGCCUGCAGCCUCGUUACUAUUCAAUAUCAUCCUCACCAAGAUUUGCCCCCAAUAGGGUGCAUGUAACCUGUGCCUUAGUUUAUGGUCCAACUCCCACAGGAAGAAUACAUAAAGGGAUUUGCUCUACUUGGAUGAAGAAUGCAGUUCCUCUAGAGAAAAGCCACAACUGUGGCUCGGCUCCUAUUUUUAUUAGACAGUCGAAUUUCAAGUUGCCCGCUGAUCCCACAGUUCCUAUUAUCAUGGUUGGUCCUGGCACCGGUUUGGCACCUUUCAGGGGAUUUUUACAGGAAAGAAUGGCCUUGAAAGAGGAGGGCUCUGAGCUAGGUGCUGCCUUGCUCUUCUUUGGGUGCAGAAAUCGCAGAAUGGACUUUAUUUACGAGAACGAGCUCAACAACUUUGUUGAGCCAGGUGUAAUAUCUGAGCUAAUCCUUGCAUUCUCACGUGAGGGGCCACAAAAGGAAUACGUCCAACACAAGAUGAUGGAUAAAGCAGCGCAAGUCUGGAGCCUCAUCUCGCAAGGCGGAUAUCUUUAUGUCUGUGGUGAUGCAAAGGGCAUGGCUCGAGAUGUUCAUCGGACUUUGCAUACAAUUGUUCAGGAGCAGGAGAAUGUUGACUCAUCUAAAGCGGAGGCCAUCGUCAAGAAACUGCAGAUGGACGGGCGAUACCUAAGAGAUGUCUGGUGACAUUAGCAUGCUUCCUGCGUCCUCUCCAUAGUUCGGAAUGGCAUUGUUUUUCCAAGCAUGACAAGAAGAUUUUAGAUUCUUUGCAUACCAGAAAUUUCUAUUGGUGCCCCCGCUCUGCCCCUAUUACCGCAAGGGAAAACACUCAACUGUAUGGUGUUUUCGGUGGGUAAAGAUUAUUUUUGGCGUGCAUAUGUAUUUGGAGUCCGAUAAGUCGGAUGGAGGGAAGCUAGUGACAUAUGUUUUAAAAGGACAUUGGAUACUUUUAUUCGCAGCUCCUAGAUAAGGUUUAAGGGUCGGAUAAAGAACAAGUUUUAGACAAGUGGUUAAGUAGAAUUUUUCUUUCCAUUGUUUUGGAAGAUACAUAAAGUUUUGUAGUGCGACUUUAAGAUUUGAAUAAGAUGAAUUCGCUUUGAUGCAA